GCUCACAAUAGCCUCUACUAUGCACUUCAACUCUCACGCUCUGUAUUUCAAUGAAUUUACCAAUGUUAAAGCUGUUUCCUCAUGAUCUAAUUUGGUUUGGCUCGGAAUGGAUGGGGCAAAUUGUCAAUUUCAGAAGGCCCCUUUGUUCAUGGAUCAUUGUCGAGAAACUUUUGGAAAAUACAGAAUGCUAUAUGAAAAAGGAUUUUGAAAUAAGCAAAUUCUACUCGGAAUCUUGCGGCAUCUUCGUCUGCGAAGAUACCAACACGUCGAUUCGGGCUUUCAUGAAAAUCCGGAUGCAAACCCCAUACUAUGAAGCUAGGGAUUAUCACUCGCAUGAGAGGGCUCAACAAGCAGUGGGGAAAAUGUGUGGCCGAACUGAAUCUGAAGCGGAAGCCCUCGAGACCCUGACUAUGAGAACGUGCCCGUCUACUCCUACUCUAAUAGCCUGGAAACAUGAAAUCCAAUGCCAAGAUGGUUGGGUCCCUGGUAGCUUUGUGGAUUAUAUUGUGAUGGAGAGACUCAAAGGGAUAACACUUUCCUCGGAAAUGAUUUAUCGCCUAACUGCUGAACGAAAGCAAAGUCUGCGACUAGCAUUCAAGGAAGCAUACGAGAAUUGCCUGAAAUGUGGCGUUGUACACCUGGACAAAGCUGCCCGAAAUCUCAUUUGGGAUGAAGGGAACGCGCGAUGCUACCUCAUUGACUGGGAAACCUGGCGACGGCAAAGGCAAGGUGAGGAGUGGAAUGAUGGCCAAUAUCGAUUCUGGGGAUUGGAUUAGUUUGUUCCAGUAACAUGAGAAUUGAUUAGAGUACUGGUCUUUUGCUUGUAAGAUCGUUAAUCGGUCACCCACGGCACCUUACCUUGUGUAGACCAUGUUUAGACGAUGCUAUGUACUUAAACGAGUUGAUCAUUAGGGUAACCCCCCGCGGAUGGGAUCGUCAUGCUGCCGCUCAGCACCAUAUGAGGGCAUGUUCUUUUGGUCGGCUGGUUUGCCGUCAUAAUCUUUGUUUAGGGUUGGAGGUAUA
Messenger RNA from Aspergillus pseudonomiae, 1023 nucleotides. RefSeq lists its product as uncharacterized. Lineage: Eukaryota; Fungi; Ascomycota; Eurotiomycetes; Eurotiales; Aspergillaceae. The record is from RefSeq and is a predicted model, not a curated record. The transcript has 4 exons. Bases 51 to 776 code for a protein of 241 amino acids.